Scatophagus argus is the source of this 5641-nucleotide messenger RNA. Its product is annotated as major intrinsically disordered Notch2-binding receptor 1-like. Gene Ontology annotation, cellular component: plasma membrane. Gene Ontology annotation, biological process: negative regulation of TOR signaling; negative regulation of cell population proliferation. NCBI's taxonomy places the organism in Eukaryota, Metazoa, Chordata, Actinopteri, Scatophagidae. The transcript has 4 exons. The record is from RefSeq and is a predicted model, not a curated record. The coding region runs from base 1247 to 3661 and encodes 804 amino acids.
UGAUUCCCAGUGAUUCCACUUGGGAUGAUGGAUGUGCUGCUCUCUUAGUUGUUAGGUGAAUUAGAGAUGUCCGUUCUGAUUGUAGCAGAGUGCUUACUACUCAGGGAUGAAAGCCUUGCCCUUCUCUUGCUCUAAUGGGGUUUUAAGUACAGCCUUUUAUGGAUGAUAAUGCAGAGUAAUGGUGAAAAGUCUGGGAGGGCUGAAGACAUGCAGACAGUUCUGUGUGUGGGCAGUAAUCUAGCCUUCAAUUUACCCUCUUCUACCUCAUGCUUUACUGUCAGUUUGGAGCUUUCGGAGUGUCAAUUAGCAACCAUCAAUUUUUAAUCGGUCCUUUAUAAGCAUGCUCAACUUGCACACAUAACAAAUUAUUAUUACAGCACCCUAAGAAAAUAUGCUCCUGACCCACUCAAACCCUCUGGAGUGUCCGGACAGGACAGGAAAUGGCUCUCCUCCAGUGUGUCAAUUAGAAAUCCACUGUUGACUUUGCGUGUCGCUGAUCUGUGGAGAGGGGAAACCGUUUGGAUGUAUUUUAAGGUCCCUUAGGGGACUGCAGGGACUUGUGGGAAGAUGACCUGAUUUCUAAUUUUCUCCUCUCCUGCCUGGGCUGUCGGCUAUUCGCUGCUACAAACAGAGAAGCCCAUGAAAAGAGGGUGACAAUAUGAGCUGCCCCGGAUCAGUUUGGAAUAUGGCCACGCUGCUGGCGUAAAACUGGAUUUUUAUUUGACGUUUUUCAUGGACGCAGACGUGACUGUAAUUCUCGUUCAGUAGAUUCGGGUAAGUGGAAAUACUCCCAGGCUCACCUCGGCAAGCUACACCUCGAGUAAGUUUACAACCCGAAUUGCAUUUGCAACACUGAGCUGUUGUCCCAGCUGGCACGCAAACGCAAUAAGAGGACUCGCUUGGCAGAUUGUAGCGUCCUUUCUCUGUCCUACAUCUUCAGACAGGUUUUCAAAGGUGCCUGGAUUAAAGUUACCGAAAGCAUUUAAAUGUAUUCAUCGAUACAUCCCGCAUUUGUUCAUUCAUGUGGUGACUAUGGCCCGGAGCUGUUCGUAGAAAUGAGAGGAUUAAAAGUGUGCAGCAGUGAGGUAAAGAUGUGCCAAGUGUGCCAGCGUCAUCACAUCAGAUGAUCGGUUAUUUUAGGGCCUAAAAAUAAGGUCGUUUUUCCCAGUUUCCCGCUAACAGGGCUUUUACCGUCCGAGCUGAAAAAGUCCUCUUUAAUUGUCGUACUUAAAAAGAGUGAGCAGCCAUGGCUAACCUGCAACAGGAAUACCCUGGGGUCCUUCUUGGAAUCCUGGAGGAACUGGCCAAUAUGCGUCACUUGCUGUCCUUCCAGGACCUCUGUCGCAUGGUCAGCACCCGCUUUGACCUGGAGCACCUCAUCGAGCUCAGGAGUUUACUGUUUGCUGCUGCCAGUCGGGACCCCUGUUUCCCAGCUACUCUCUUCAGGGACAGGGUUAAUACCAGAGGCCAGGGGCUAUCACCCAUAGGUGUCGCUGCUGACAUUGUAACUAUAUUCAAUCUCAUUCAGAUGACGGGUGGGGCCACUGAUGAUAGCCAACCAAUGAGAGGCCAGACGGUCCUCCCCGUCGACCAGUCCCCAGGUCCCAGCCUGCCUGGAAUCCACCAGCUGAACGUAUAUGGUCGAGAAAGAGCACGUGCCCAUUCUGACUCCAGUGGCAGGCCUAUCGACCAGCACAUGCUGUUUCCGAGAUCUAAUUACUCAGCCCGAAAGCGAGCAAGUCUUCCCCCGGAUCCUAUCUCGCUUGUGUCUUCCCCUCCAAUCAGGGCGAGGGCUGUGUCUUUCGACUUGCCUCACACAACACUUUUGUACCCUAGUAGUCAAAUCCCUAAUGAAGUCAUGAAGAAUAUCUACCUGCCACUGGAUACGGAUAGUGAGUCCAGCGGAGAUUCUGCGCCUAUGGAGGUGUUUGAACCUGAACAGGGAUCAUCUGUCGACCAGAAAAGAAACAUCUUUAGGAAGGAUUUCCAUAACCAGCCGCCUCUGAUACCCCAGGUGACCGUUAGCAGUGAGUCUCCCAGCCCCAGCAAGGGGCAGAAAGGUUUUGACAAUCACAGCUUUGAAAUGAUCCCAAACCCUUACCCGUCACCAACAACAGUCCACCAGUCUCCAGAGCAGCGGGCUAAACAUGAGAGUCUUGAUGACCUACAGGACUCAACUUACUUUGGACCAGGAUCAAUCGCAGAGUGGUCCCCCCAGCACCUUCAACCUCCGAAGAGCCAGAGGCCCAUUUGGAAUAACAAGAGUCACAGUCUAGAAGACCGGAUAGGCCGGGGAAGCAUUGGACUGGGUAUGGAGUCACAAGCGGGGAAACUUCCAAGACGAUCAACCCCUGCUAUCAGCAGUUUGGGGGAGUCCUCGGGAGGUGAGAGCGGGGAUAGUGGAUUGCCAAGCGGAGGCGAUGUAUUCAAGGCCCAGGGCACCCAGACUGAUCCACCGGAUCCCCGGCGGCUUCGUAGCCUGGUCCACGCUGAUCGGCUCUCCUUCAUGACCUCAUUAGAUGACCCUGAAUUUGGUGAGGAUGACAUCAGUGCCAUCUUUCGUUUCUUAGAUGACAUAAGCAUGUGCGGCUCCACGGGAGUCCUGCACCCCAAUGAUGGAUCGGGAGGCAUUAACCAGGACACCACUGAGACAAGACGUGGCCGCCUAGGCCAACUCCAAAGGCUUUUCCACUCUCUGGAAAGUAGUGAUGAUGGGCUCAAGGCGAGUGUCUGUAAGCUGCUGCUCCGUAUGAGCCAGAUAGAAAGACAACUAGAGUCACUGAAUGAUGUAAAAGCUGAGAUUUCCCAGGUAUUGUCUGCUCUGCAGCGACUGGAUGAAAAGAUCCAGCAGCCUCUCAGUGGUGGUGGAGGACAAGGCACCGGUGGGCGAUGGCUGGAGCCUCUCAGCGGUGUCUCCUCCUUUAUGAGCCACCCUCUAACCCCUUCUGAGUCAUCGGAUCCUCAGCCUCUGUCUGCAUCUGGACAUCUGUACCCAGGGACUAGCACAAGUAGCCUGGACUGGAGUCGAUGGAACACUCCUGGGGAGAAAACAGAGAGCAGCAAAACGCAGGCUGAUUCAAAGGGAAAGAAAGAGGGGAAGAAGGAUGCGUCGUCUCGUCGUGCCUCCAAAACCCAGCUGGAAGAGAAAAAUGUCUCUGAUGCCAAACAGCCAAAUGUCUCUACCUCUGCAAGAGACUGGACAGUGUCUUUCUCGAAAAGUAAAGAUGGCAAAGCCUCACACGGACAGGGAGAUCAGUCAAGCAGCACAACUAAUCUAAUCUCCCAGAAGUCCUCCAACCUGGUGGAACAAGUAUUUAACUCGUCCCUGUUUCGUCAGAAAGACAGCAGUCUGACAGGUGGGCUGACCUCUGGGAAGAUCGUGGAGCCCAAAUCAGCUGAGGGGAGGGGAAGGCCUAUAUGGACUGUAGAUGACAGAGCGGCACGAGUCACCACCUUGGAUUUACAAGCCCAGGAGUCUCUGAACCCCAACAACAUGGAGUUCUGGAUGGAUGACAUCUACACUCCGGGCUACGAUGCUCUUCUCAGGCGUAAAGAGGCUGGCCUCCGUAGGGCCAAGAUCUGCAAACUGGCUGCACUCAUUGGCAUUGCACUGACUAUCAUUCUCAUCGUCGUCAUUGUCAUUUGCACCAUGGGGUCGUGAAGACCCUUAGAGAAAGCUCACACUGUUGCCUGUUUUUACUUUCUUUAUUUUCAGCAGCUAUGUGCUGUGCCCAGGAAGUUGCACUCCUUUCUCAUGGGGAUUAGUAGAUGAGAAACUGUGACAGCUGGAUCAGUGAUCAUUUAACAUGCAGUACACAUCUCUGCACACAGGACCAUUAUUUAUGACAUUAUUUAAAACAUUAGUAUUCGAACUGUAGCUAACUUUGAAAGCUCUUUGACAUGCAGUUACAACAAUUUGUAAGUAAUCUCGAAUGCCAAGUUAUGCUGAGCCAUUGUGAAGGUGUCAAUUUCCUUUCAUUUUCUCAUUUUAUCUGCUCUCUCCUGAGAAACACCGAGUGUUGCAAAUGCGUUGUGAAUUAGCUUCAGCCUUAAGCACUGCCUGACUCUUUCUUGCUGUUCCCCUGAGAACACUACAGGACUUAUUUCACUUCAGUGUAAGAUACUAGUUUUAUCACUGCAUAAGAGUUUUACAUCUACAAUUUAUAAAUGGUAAUGGAUUCUGUGGACAGGAGCAGCAUUUUUAUUUUCUUUUAGUUUGAUGUUCAUAUCUUUCCUUUAAGCAACAAGAUUUGCUGCUCAAAAAGGCUUAAAUCAAUAAAAAUAAUAUUUUUAUAGUGUUCCCUACCAUUUUUAAAGCUGGAAAAUAUAAGCUGUUUAAUCCACUCUUAAAUGUGUUUGGGUUUUGGGUGUUUACCAAGUGUUGGGUUUCAAAAAAUGGAAGAUAAAUAUCUUGUUGUUGUUGUUGAAGCAGUGAAGGAAAGAGGGCAGCCUUUUCCAGUAAACACUCUCUGAGAGGGAUAUUCCACUUGUAAUUCAAUUGAUGGGAUGUUUGGAGUGCACCUAGGCACAUUAUCUUUUCCCUGUAGUCACUUUGCCAGAGCUUUUCCACAUACCUGCAGACUCACUUAGCACCAACAGAUUCAUCUGGCGUCCUUACGCAGAUGAUGAAAGUGGUUUUGCCAGUAGUGUGACAUUCCAUUUUGUUAAAACAUCCUGUUAACUCAGGAGACGUUAUAUUUAAAUUGACUUUCGGUGCCACACUGUAAAAUAUGGGUGGAGAGGUUGACAUGAAAACAUGUACACUUUUAAAAUAGAAUGACAGUCAAUAUAAUAAUUCUGCAAUAAAAAGGAAACUCUUUGUGAAGCUUGUAAUGUUCAUUUUUUUGUUGAGACUCUAUCAAAGAGAUGUGAAGCAAUGUAGAAUAUGUACAACACUUUGGUAAGAGGCACUCUUUACAAUACAUUGUAAACUAUGUAAUCAGCAACUACGGCCUCAAACUAAAUAAAUAGAGAAAUUUAAUACCUGACCAUCUCAAUACUUUAAUUGAUUGCAGGGAUAGUGUAUUGGAUUGCAUAAAAUUUUCUAGGCAUUUGUUUUUUGUCCGCUCCCUUUAUUGAUAUGGAUAAUUUUGUUUAUGUUCACUAAAAGAUAGGCACCUUUCUUCAUUUAUGAUUUAUAUGUCAAAGUGGACAGAAAUUAUAUACACAUCGUGGGGAGAAAAAAAAAUGUAUCAUGAUCUUCUUUAUCUGAUCCUGACCCUUAAACUUUGCUUUGCUUUUUGAGCACAAAAAAUGCACAGGAUGUAAAGAGGGCGUGGUCUGCCUCAGUGCAUCCUCUUAAGUAGAGGUAUAUCUGCCAAGUGUUCCCCAUGAGGCCGUUUGUGGAUCCAUUACCUUUCCAGUGGUGCCACUGAGGCCUAAUCCUGUAGUCAGCACAAUCCUCAGGUGCUUCCUCGGAAACUUAGGUGCAUUAGAGCCUCCUUUUGUUCACUCCUGAGAUGCACUUUGAGGUGAAAUCUGGACCUUGCUGUUGUCAUAUCAUGCACCUUUUUGACAGACAGCUACACAUAUGUGAAGUUGUUAUUCAGGUAAACACUUGGUCUUAAACACUGCUUGUAAAUGUAAGAAAAUAUGUGCGGGAAUGACAUUCAAUUUACUGGUGUGCAAAGCUUAAUGUGAU